Molecule: messenger RNA, 2607 nt
Organism: Sinocyclocheilus anshuiensis
Lineage: Eukaryota; Metazoa; Chordata; Actinopteri; Cypriniformes; Cyprinidae
Product: protein transport protein Sec23A
Exons: 20
Coding region: 95-2392 (765 amino acids)
Biological process (GO): endoplasmic reticulum to Golgi vesicle-mediated transport; COPII-coated vesicle cargo loading; intracellular protein transport
Cellular component (GO): endoplasmic reticulum exit site; COPII vesicle coat
Molecular function (GO): zinc ion binding; GTPase activator activity
Source: RefSeq, a predicted model, not a curated record
UGAGCUGCUACGUCAUCAGCUCGCGAGCUCGCUGUCACUGACUGAGAGUCUCCGUGGAGACGCUAAAUCAAGGCUCCAGAUUCCAGAGGGUGUUAUGGCGACUUUCCAGGAGUUCAUCCAGCAAAACGAGGACCGCGAUGGUGUCCGUUUCAGUUGGAACGUUUGGCCGUCCAGUCGUCUGGAAGCCACGCGUAUGGUGGUUCCGGUGGCUUCCCUGUUCACCCCGCUGAAGGAGCGGCCGGAUCUUCCCCCGAUUCAGUACGAGCCAGUUCUGUGCAGCCGGGCCACGUGUCGAGCUGUGCUCAAUCCUCUGUGUCAAGUGGAUUACAGAGCAAAACUCUGGGCUUGCAACUUCUGUUAUCAGAGAAACCAGUUCCCGCCAACUUACGCUGGAAUAUCGGAGGUCAACCAACCUGCUGAGCUUCUUCCACAGUUCUCCACUAUUGAAUAUGUUGUCCAGCGUGGUCCACAGAUGCCCCUGAACUUCCUGUAUGUGGUGGACACAUGCAUGGAAGAUGAUGAUCUGCAGGCACUGAAGGAGUCGCUUCAGAUGUCCCUCAGCCUGCUGCCUCCCACUGCUCUGGUGGGCCUCAUUACGUUUGGACGCAUGGUCCAGGUUCACGAGCUGGGCUGUGAGGGCAUCUCUAAGAGCUACGUCUUCAGGGGCACCAAAGACCUCAGUGCUAAGCAGCUUCAGGAGAUGCUUGGGUUAACUAAACCAGCUGCAGCACAGGCAGGCCGAGGGCCACAACAGCCUCAGGUUCCUCCUUCAAACAGGUUUCUGCAGCCAGUACAGAAGAUAGAUAUGAAUCUGACAGAUUUGCUGGGAGAGCUGCAGAGAGACCCCUGGCCCGUCACUCAAGGAAAACGACCACUGAGAUCACUCGGAGUGGCUCUUUCCAUUGCUGUUGGUCUGUUAGAGUGCACUUUCCCUAACACUGGUGCUCGCAUCAUGGCUUUCAUCGGUGGGCCCGCCACUCAGGGUCCGGGUAUGGUGGUAGGAGAUGAACUGAAAACGCCUAUUAGAUCCUGGCACGACAUUGAGAAAGACAAUGCCAAGUUCAUGAAGAAAGCCACUAAACACUAUGAAGCCUUGGCCAACCGUGCUGCUGCCAAUGGACACAUCAUUGAUAUUUAUGCAUGCGCUCUGGAUCAGACAGGAUUACUGGAAAUGAAGUGCUGCACCAACCAUACAGGGGGUUAUAUGGUCAUGGCAGACUCUUUCAACACAUCCCUGUUCAAGCAAACUUUCCAGAGAGUUUUCACAAAGGACGAGCAGGGCUCUUUUAAGAUGGCAUUUGCAGGGACUCUUGAGAUUAAGACUUCAAGAGAGAUAAAGAUUUCUGGAGCAAUCGGCCCAUGUGUCUCCCUGAACGCCAAAGGUCCCUGUGUGUCAGAAAACGAAAUAGGAACUGGUGGCACAAGUCAGUGGAAGAUUUGUGGACUGGAUCCAAACACCACUCUUGCAUUCUACUUUGAGGUCGUGAAUCAGCACAACGCUCCUAUCCCACAGGGUGGACGUGGAGCCAUACAGUACGUGACGCAAUAUCAGCAUUCUAGUGGGCAGAGGCGCAUCAGAGUGACCACAAUUGCAAGGAACUGGGCUGAUGCGCAGACUCAGAUCCAGAGCAUCGCUGCAUCUUUAGACCAGGAGGCCGCUGCCAUCCUCAUGGCCCGCCUGGCCGUCUAUAGGGCUGAGACAGAGGAGGGCCCGGAUGUUCUGCGCUGGUUGGACCGACAGCUCAUCCGCUUGUGCCAGAAAUUUGGAGAUUAUCAUAAAGACGAUCCCAACUCAUUCCGCUUCUCCGAGACGUUCUCAUUGUAUCCUCAGUUUAUGUUCCAUCUGAGGAGGUCUCCAUUCCUGCAAGUGUUCAACAACAGUCCUGAUGAAAGCACCUAUUACAGGCACCAGUUCAUGAGGCAGGACCUGACCCAGUCUCUGAUAAUGGUACAGCCCAUCCUGUAUGCGUAUUCAUUUAAUGGACCGCCAGAGCCUGUGUUGCUGGACAGCAGCAGUAUCUUGCCUGACCGCAUCCUCCUCAUGGACACCUUCUUCCAAAUUGUGAUUUACCAUGGAGAGACGGUGUCUCAGUGGCGUAAAGCCGGGUACCAGGACAUGCCUGAGUAUGAGAACUUCCGCCACCUGCUUCAGGCUCCUGUGGAUGACGCCCAAGAGCUUCUGCACAAUCGUUUCCCCAUGCCACGCUACAUCGACACAGAGCACGGCGGCAGUCAGGCUCGUUUCCUCCUCUCCAAAGUGAAUCCUUCUCAGACUCACAACAACAUGUAUGCAUGGGGUCAGGAGUCUGGCGCACCCAUUCUGACAGACGACGUGAGUCUUCAGGUGUUUAUGGAUCAUCUGAAAAAGCUGGCAGUGUCCAGCGCUGCCUGAGAGCCUCCGUCAUUUUCUCAGUAACACACAGGCAGCAGGGUCACAUUGGCACUGCCCUAAGUUUUCCCCAUUCAUAUCAUGCAUAUAUUGAACCUAGAUCUUUGAAAAGAGAGAUUGAGUCAAUCGUGAAAGGAAAUGUAAUUCUUUAAUGAUUAAUUAUGAAAAAAAGGUAAACACUCUAUGUUGAGUAUACAUCAGGACAAGAUAUUUGUUAC